This is a messenger RNA of Cinclus cinclus, 1241 nucleotides long. RefSeq names its product alkB homolog 1, histone H2A dioxygenase (gene ALKBH1). The coding region runs from base 2 to 1129 and encodes 375 amino acids. The transcript is spliced from 7 exons. Gene Ontology annotation, cellular component: cytoplasm; nucleus. Gene Ontology annotation, molecular function: broad specificity oxidative DNA demethylase activity; oxidative RNA demethylase activity; ferrous iron binding. Gene Ontology annotation, biological process: oxidative RNA demethylation. Lineage: Eukaryota; Metazoa; Chordata; Aves; Passeriformes; Cinclidae. The record is from RefSeq and is a predicted model, not a curated record.
AAUGGCGGCGGCCCUGACCCGUGAGGGCGGGGAGGAUGCGUUCCGCCGGCUCUUUCGGUUCUAUCGGCAGCGCGACGCGUCCGACCUGCGGGGUGUGGUGGACUUCUCCGCGCCGGGGGGGGCAGCCGGGCCGGGCCCGGGGCCCCAAAGCCGGGUGUUCAGAUCACAGCUCAGUAUUUCUUCAGUCAGUGAUCAAGAUGCCUACAGAGCAGGAUUACAGCCAAUUAGCCAGUGGAAAGCCUACGGUCUCACUGGUUAUCCAGGGUUUAUUUUCAUACCAAACCCUUUCCUCCCGGGCUGCCAGCGUCACUGGGUGAAGCAGUGUCUCAAGGUAUACCCUGAAAAACCCAAUGUCUGCAACCUGGACCUGCACAUGGCUCCUGAGAAGACCACUGACCUGUGGGGACAGAGUAAGGAGCAGCUGAGAAGGAAAGGUUCCAGUAAAUGGGAGCCCAGGAGCCUAUUGGAGAAGCUGCGCUGGGUGACCCUUGGUUACCAUUAUAACUGGGAGACUAAGAAGUACUCAGCAAAUCACCACACUCCUUUCCCCUCAGACCUUGCAUUCCUAUCAGAACAAGUGGCUGCAGCCUGUGGGUUUCGGGGUUUCCAAGCCCAAGCAGGGAUCUUGAACUACUAUCAUUUUGACUCCUCACUGGGAAUUCAUGCGGAUGAGUCUGAACUAGACCAUUCUCGGCCCCUGUUAUCAUUCAGUUUUGGGCAAUCCUCCAUAUUUUUGCUUGGGGGCCUGAAGCGGGAGGAGGCCCCAACAGCAAUGUUCAUGCACAGCGGAGACAUCAUGGUGAUGUCUGGCUUCAGCCGCCUGCUGUACCAUGCUGUCCCCCGGGUCCUCCCCAACCCUGAGGGGACAGCUCUGCCUUCGUGCCUCGACCAAGCUCCUUCAGACCUUCCUGUUGGCUCAGUCAUUGAGCACAGCUCUGAUGAGGAUUGGCAGGUGUGUGCCAAGUACCUGCAGUCCUCCCGCAUCAACAUGACUAUUCGACAGGUGUUGGCUGAGGGUCAGAAAUUUCCAGAGGAAUCUGGGACAAAUGGAAAGGGCCAAGCACCCUCUGAAGACAGUUACCAUGAGAACAGCAAAGCCAAAAGGCAUAAACCAAACACACUCAGCUGAGACCAGGCAAUCAUACUGACAUGGACCAGACAGGCAAUCUCCAUAUGGAAUUAGGAACCGGUGUCAUACUGGAAGUCACUUAUCUGUAUGGUGGUUAAUAAACUUGUGCAGA